Parnassius mnemosyne (clouded apollo) is the source of this 384-nucleotide messenger RNA. The record is from the annotation of a GenBank genome assembly. NCBI's taxonomy places the organism in Eukaryota, Metazoa, Arthropoda, Insecta, Lepidoptera, Papilionidae.
AUGUCUCAACAAUCUUGUUGUGUGCCCAGCUGUACAGUUACACUUGGAGAUGAUGUCCCUCUGCAUAGAUUUCCUAACCCAAGUAAUCCAAAAGAAAUUGAAAGAUUUCGUACUUGGAUUAUAAAGAUUGGAGGUGAAAUAGUUGGUAGAGAUGACCUGUACAUUUAUGACAACAGAAGGAUAUGUCAUAACCAUUUUGAGGAGGUUUUCAUAUACCCUACUACAAGGAGGCUGUCUAAAUUAGCAGUUCCCUCUCUGAAUUUAUCAGGUGUGUACAAACAACUUCCUGAAAGGUUACAUCAUAGAUUAAAUGAACAACAACCUUUGUCACUACAAAUGGAUUUUAACAUUCGGAGCAAUAUUCCAUCACAAGAUAGUAAGUAA